This is a messenger RNA of Ilex paraguariensis (yerba mate), 525 nucleotides long. The record is from the annotation of a GenBank genome assembly. Lineage: Eukaryota; Viridiplantae; Streptophyta; Magnoliopsida; Aquifoliales; Aquifoliaceae.
AUGGCUUCUAUCACUGCUGAAUCCAAUGCUUCUACAAUGCCCUUGUUGCACAAUCCACUUUCUCCCUCUAUCGUCUGCCAAUCAUGCCAUACAAAGAAGAUGCAGAUUUAUAUUGGCGAACAGAGCAACAGGAGGAGGGAAAAGGGAAGAAGUUUGGCACCAAUACCCAGAUCCAUUGAAAUUGCCCAGGUUUGCUUGUCUCAAUCAAAUCCUCAUCGUCAACAUCAUCUAACCCUCAUCUUCCAAACCCUAAAAUCCCCAAAUGAUGUUGAAGCUCUUCGAAGCCUGAUGGAGAUUCAAAUAAAAAAUCAGAAAGUCCACGAAGCCAUAAGUAUUAUUGAAAGGUUGAGUGAACUUGAGCCCAGUGACAUUGAAUGGCCAUUUUUGAGAGCCCACAUGCAUUGCUACGGUGGAGAGACUGAGUUGGCCGAAAGUAGGUUCAAUGAAAUAAUCGAUAAAGACCCUUUUUGUGUCGAGGCUUAUCACGGGUUAGUAUUACCAGCUUCUCAGGAGGAUUCAGACUAG